AUGUGCUGCAAAUUCCCUAAGCAGUGGAGUAGUUCGUUGGCACUAGAUGAGUGGUGGUACAAUUCCACUUACCACUCUGCUAUUAAUAUGUCUCCUUUUCAAGCGUUGUAUGGUUAUCCACCUCCUUUGGUGGGCUAUGGAGUGGUGGAGGAAUUUAAAUCCGUAGGUGUGGAGCAAUGGGUCAACGAUCAUGCUAAGUUGUUGCAACACCUUAAAGAAUUGUUGCAACGGGCUCGGGACCGUAUGAAACUUCAUGCCGAUAAGCAUCGGCAAGAGCGGGCCUUUGUGGCAGGAGACUGGGUGUAUUUAAAGCUAAAACCAUAUAAACAGUUGAUUGUCCGUCGGAUUGGGGCCGUGGCGUAUGAAUUACAGUUACCACCCACAGCCAAAAUUCAUCCCGUUUUUCAUGUUUCUUUGCUCAAGAAGCAUGUUGGCUCGCGGGAUCAGAUUGUGGCUGAUAUUCCGCCUAUGACAGAUAAUGGGGAGUUGCUUUUAGUCCCGUUGAAGGUGUUGGACAGGCGUAUGGUUAAACGCAACAAUAUCGCCGUGGGUCAAAUGCUCGUGCAAUGGGCUCAUUUACCGAUGGAAGAGGCGACGUGGGAAGACGCGGAUUCAAUGCUGCAACGUUUUCCUUUAUUCCACGCAUGA
This is a messenger RNA of Erythranthe guttata (spotted monkey flower), 648 nucleotides long. NCBI's taxonomy places the organism in Eukaryota, Viridiplantae, Streptophyta, Magnoliopsida, Lamiales, Phrymaceae. The record is from RefSeq and is a predicted model, not a curated record.